GCACGCCCAUAUACAGUUCAGCAACCUCGGCGAGAACAACCCCGGCUGCUGCUGCGGCUGCCACUCGGGUUAUUUCCUCUGGGCUCAGCUGCAGCCUGCAGAGCUCUGCAAAGGGGAGGGGUUUCUUCGCUCCCUCCCUCCCGAGGGGGGUCCUGCCCCAGCCCCAGCCCCAGCGAUGGGACAGGAGUCAGGACCAGCCCGGGGCCGGUUGAAUUGAAAGCAAACCGUGGCAGCUCCACGCGAGGCGACAGCGCUGGCAGGAUGCCCCGGGCUGGCGCCCCCGCUCCCAGCUGUCAGUGAAGGAGCGAAGCUUUGCGGCCGGGAUGUUCAGCUGGCACAAGAGCUUCACCCUGGGAGCGCCCUGGAGACAAGCAGGCAAGAAGAACUCACCAUCCAAGGGCAAGGUAGUGCUGACCAACAUGAAGAUACUGAGCAACGAAGAGAGUCAAACCCAGGGGUUGACAGGAGAGCCACCUGCAGCCAUGAACUUUCCAGAGGAAUCCAGGCUUCCCAAAGUCGACAUCCCAUUAGAAUGCCAGGGAAAUCUGGGCACAAGAGACACUUCUUCAAAACCAGACUAUGUGGCCACCCUGUCUGACCUCAGCACCUUAGAAUCCAAGUGCCAGCUUCACAGAUUCUCCAAAUUUGAAUCAGAGGAUUCUGGGGUUGAAUUGCCAAGUGGAGCCAAUUCUCCAUCUACACCAACGGGCUCAGAGAAGAGCUUUGUACUUCACACCAGAGACUCGUCUUGUGACUCUGGAGUGCUCAGCACCUCUUCUUCUCCAGGAAUUGACCACAUCAUAAUGAGAAAGUGUAAAGACAUCAGAGAAACCAGCCAGUGUGCUUCAGAUAGUGAAAAGCAAGUUGAAUAUUACAGCCAGGCAGCAGAUGUGGUGCAGAUCCCUACAGCUUCCCUGGAAGAUUUCAGUGACUGUCAGGAGGGAGAAAGUCCUAAUAAACUUUUUGGCCAAAGUGAAGGACAAUAUUUUGAAGAGAAACCCAGGAAAGAGAUAGACCUUUCCAUUAAAGAAACUGCUCCAACUGCUGCCCACAUUGAAGAGCAAAGGCCAAUCACCAACCGUUACAAAGAGACCUUUGGGAGGAUGCAAGAACUUCAGCUCCAUGGACAUCAGCUCAAAAAGUAUCCCACGAGCGACAGCCUGGAUGAGUACAUGGAUGAGUGCUGUCGAUUAAGUGAGGUGAACCAAGGGAACACCAAGGCUCUCGGCUCUGGUUUGGGGUAUCUGGAACACAUCUGCCAGCUGAUAGAGAAAAUCGGGCAGCUGCAGGAGCACAAUCUGCGACUCCAAAAGCAAGUGUGCGGUUUGCAGAAGGAGCAGAAGAUGAGCCAGAUAAAGGAGGAGUAUUUUCUGCAGCACUGUUCCUGUGGAGCUGCCAGCAUCUUGCUCAACUCAUACCAGGAGGUGAAGAAAUUUUUUACUGGGAGGAGCAGACCGCACAGUCUCCUGGUUCAGAGUGGAAACCAGUCCGACCUUUCGAUCAUCCCAGAAAGAGGAAGUGACGCACACCUGGAAUCAGGAGAUAGACAGCUGGUGCUGGGGCUCAGGAAGACCUGGAGUAAAAGGAGCAAUGAGGAGAAUGACCUCAGAGAUGCCUAUAAUCUGACUGAUGGCCGAGCUUUCCUGCUAAAGGACCCAAUGACGAAAAAGAGGGCUGACCUCGGCAAGAGUAUCCCAGGUGAAAGCCACGCUUGGGGCAGAAUGAGGGAUCUCAUGAAGAAGACCAGGCUGAGGAACCAGAGCAAGUUGGGGCUGUCAUCGGCAGCUCUGAAGAGGUCCUGCCCACAGCUCUACAGACCAGAUGUUAAGACUUCGGAUCGGAGGAAGAUGGAGAGGAACUCCAUGAUUGUUCUGGGACAAAGCACAAAAAACGAAAACAUCUGGCCUUUCUGAGCAUCUGAAUCCAAUGGACCAAGGUAAAAGAGUUAUCAGGGAGGAGGCUUUUUCCUUCCUUCAGCAGAGAAGUGAUUUUGCAUCCCAUUACCAAGCUAUGUUUCCAUGGGCAAAGACUUGGGUAAGGUCUGAUUGCUGUAUGUAGCCCCAGUAACUAAGCCCAUGGAACUACUGUCAUUUACAAGAGCUGAGGAUAUGGCCCAUGUAUAUUUAUUGUAAAAUGAAGACUAAUUUGAGGUAAAACUAUCUAGAUUUUUAAGGAACAACAGGUAGUAAUCAAUGGCUCAAUGUCUAGUUCCCUCAGGGGUCUGUCAUGGGGCCAGUUUUGUUCAACAUCUUCAUUAAUGAUCUGGAUGAUGGGAUGGAUUGCACCCUCAGCAAGUUCACGUAUGACACUAAGCUGGGGGGAGAGGUAGAUUCACUGGAGGGUAGGGGUAGGGUCCAGAGUGAAAAUUUGGGCUAAAAGAAAUCUGAUGAUGUUCAACAAGGGCAAGUGCAGAGCCCAUGCACAGCUACAGGCUGGGGACCGACUGGCUAACUGGCAGUUCUGCAGAAAAGGACUUGGGGAGUACAGUGGACGAGCAGCAAGAUAUGAGUCAACAGUGUGCCCUUGUUGCCAAGAAGGCUAACUGCAUAUUGGGCUUCAUUAGUAGGAGCAUUGCCAGCAGAUCGAGGGAAGUAAUUAUUCCCCUCUAUUUGGCACUGCUGAGGCCACAUCUGGAGUAUUGUGUCCAAUUUUGGUCCCCCCACUACAGAAAGGAUGUGGACAAAUUGGAAAGAGUCCUUCAGAGGGCAACGAAAAUGAUUAGGGGGCUGGGGCACAUGACUUAUGAGGAGAGGCUGAGGGAAGUGGGCUUAUUUAGUCUGCAGAGGAGAAGAGUGAGGGGAGAUUUGACAGCAGCCUUCAACUACCUGAAGGGGGUUCCAAAGAAGAUGGAGCUAGGCUGUUCUCAGUGGUGGCAGAUGACAGAACAAGGAGUAAUGGUCUCAGGUUGCAGUGGGGGAGGUCUAGGUUGGAUAUUAGGAAACACUGUUUCACUGGGAGGGUGGUGAAGCACUGGAAUGGGUUACCUAGGAAGGUGGUGUAAUCUCCAUCCUUAGAGGUUUUUAAAGUCAGGCUUGACAAAGCCCUGGCUGGGAUGAUUUAGUUGGGAUUGGUCCUACUUUGAGCAGGGGAUGGACUAGAUAACCUCCUGAGGUCUCUUCCAACCCUAAUCUUCUAUGAUUCUAUGAACAUUCUGACCAUAUUGUCUGCCCUCCUGUACAACUCAGGCCUGAGAUACUCCCUGCAUUAAACGCAUUAACUUGCCAUUGAACUAGAGCAUAUAUUUCAGAGUGACAUCCAGUGAUGGAGAAUCCACCCCAUCCCUCAGCACUUGAGAGCAUCCCCGUAUUCAAAUCUGAAUAAAAACAGAUUCACCCCAUCCUCUAGGUCAGUGAUGGAAAAGCAAUUGACUGUAAGGGAGAAGAGUGCCUCCCUUUCUGUUCUCCCCCAUGAGCUGCUUCAUUCCACAGCCUACAUUCUUGUUUCAGAGGUAAAUGAGCUGGGAAGCUGUUGGACAUGAAAUUGAAAACUACAAGGCUACAUUGUGCAGACUAUGCUCUACAGCAGGAUCAGCAUCAAGGUGCCAGGGAGGGAGGAGAGGUAAAAGAAAGAUUUGCUGAAGGGCGGGGUGCUCAGCUAUACUAGAGUUUACUCUUGACAUGAAUGUAAAAGUGAACUUAAAACAAUGCUAUAUACCAGGAAUAUAGUUACCAUCUCAGCAAUAAUAAUCAAGCAGGUUUGAUACAAUUUCAUAAACAAGCUACCUUAAGUCCUCCUGCUUGUGAAGUAUUAUUGAUUUCCUGGGCUUUAUUCAGCAGAAAUAGGCUAGACCCUCAUAGAACACCAGUGCUUUAAGGAAAAACAAAGAUUGGGAGACUACAUAUAGUAGACAGUGCUGGGUAUGGGCAACAGUGCAAGACUUAAGGGAUUUUUUGUAUCUCCACUUGUGGGUAUUACUAACAAGUCUGCACAUUUUGAAGGUGUCUCCACCAGCAGUGACUGACUGGGGAGUUUUACUGAGGUCCCAUGCAAUGGUCAACUCAAUCAAAGCCACCAGCCAAGAUUUUCUAAAGCUGGAUUUGUAAGUGCAAGGUUAGGUGCCAGUCUUGUGCGUGUGACCGCCUUUGCCAGUCUGGAGCUUCACUGACCUCAGUGGGUCCCCAUGCAGACAGAGGGUUACAGCCAUGCAGAGAUUAUUGCAGGACACUGGGGCCUUCAACCGUUCAGCACCUAAUAAGUGGCCUGAUUUUUAAAAGUGCUGAGUGAGCUGCCCACCCAGGUCCUUGGUUUCACUGGGUACUCAGGAUUUUGGAAAGCCAGGCCACUUUAUUAGGAGCCAAAUGCAGGCUCCUGUUUUUAAAGGUUAUGGCCACGUUGGGUGAAGGCUCCUGGUCUGUUUGGCGGCCUGUGCAUCACCAUGUGUCAUAGCAUUUAAGAGGCAAAAAAGACAAGUGAACUUAAACCUAUGCCUGUGGAUCAAAUGCUGGAUUGGGGCUCCCUCUGCUGGGAAAGUUAGAAUAAUGGGGAGAUUGGGGAUGGAAAGGAAAGUUUUAAGUCUCUAUUACAAGCCAGGGUAGUUCUUUUUCCAGCUAAGGUCUAUAGGCCUGUCCUCUGUUAUCUACUAGAUAGCUUUAAGGCUAUGCCCAGCUGUUUGGAGGCUGCACUGUUGCCACUCAUCCAUUGCCCACCUUUAACUGAUUCAGAGGACACAGACCAUGGUUAAAAAGGUCCCAUUGAAACCAUGACUAGAGCAGCAUCUCUGUGCAUGUGCUAUAAACGCACAUUUCUUUUUUGCUACAAGCUCAGAAUCCAAAGACUAACCCACAUGGAGUGAAAACUAGUCUUUGCCUAUUGGGGGAAGGGAAUUCUGUCUGCUAAAUUGGAAUUAGACAGCUGAGCUGUUUAGCAAACAAAGUCCACAGGUGCACGUUAACUAAAGCCCCAACUUCACAUAUAUCUGGAACCCUAGGACACUCUCAAGAACUAACAGGCAAACUUCAAAAGAUUCAGAGUUUGAAUAACUCUCCAAAACCUUAAGUGAAUUUCCUCUGCUCAUCUGGGCUAUCAGGAAUGUAUUGGUUCUACAAAACUGGGUUAGAACUCUCUGGAGGACAGGAUCUGCCCAAGUGCAGAGCCAAAGAUGUAAAUAAAGUAAGCUAGCCAACCUAGAGCUGGACCCAAGCUGCAAAAGUCUGAACAGGAUCCAGACUUGGGGAGGAAGAGGAUGUUAAAUCCAGGCAGCUUAUCUACAUUUAGAACCUAGUAACAAAAUUCUGAAUUCCAAACUUACUCCAUAUUUGUGGCUGGUUUUGGCCCAUUUCUAAUACAAACACUUGAGAAUAUUUUAUAAAGAAUUUUGUUCUCAUGACAGACAAUGACCUGAAGUGAAACAGCUGUUAUUUAUCAGAACCUCUUUGCACAUACAGGCCAAAAAUACCAAGAAUGUUCUCUAAUCUGGUGGGGCAGGGGGAGCAUCUUGAGAUGCCUUCAAAGGUGCUGAGCACCUACAACUCCAAGGGAACUCAUAUGAAGCUAUGGGAAGCUCAGUACCUCUGAAAAUCGGGCACAAACUGUCUCAGAUUGAGCAUCCAAAAAUGAACGCACCCAAAAGAAGGCGCUCUUGAUAGAUCUUUCAGCUGUGCAACAAACUCAGCUGCCACUCUGGUUUUCAGUUAGUCAGUGUACGUCCUGCCAGCUUUAUCCAGAGCUGGGGAGGUUUUAUCUUGAUUAUUCUGUGAAUAAUCAUUGUGUCUUUAUUAAUGCAGUGGGCCAAAUCCUCCAUUAAUAUACAGCCUCUGUAAUCUCACUGACUCCAGGCAGAACUGAGCCAUGCAUGUUAUAAUAAACAGUAUAAUGAACUGGUAUUUUUACACUUAAAUGACUUUAUGUAUAGUUUUUAUAAAAUGAAUUAUUACUCUUCUGUUAUGAUGUUAUAUGAAAUAUAUUCUUACAUUCUCAGCAAUAAACAUAUUUAUUCCCUGCAACAUACUGUGUAUUUCCCCAUCCUAGGAUGCAUUGUGAUACAAAUGUA
This is a messenger RNA of Gopherus flavomarginatus (Mexican gopher tortoise), 5989 nucleotides long. RefSeq lists its product as uncharacterized. The record is from RefSeq and is a predicted model, not a curated record. Lineage: Eukaryota; Metazoa; Chordata; Testudines; Testudinidae. The transcript has 8 exons. The coding region runs from base 324 to 1913 and encodes 529 amino acids.